GCACACUCGCUGUUUCCUUAUUUCACUUCUCCAAAACUUCAAAAAUUUGCUGUCACUCGAUUCAAGAAAUGGGCUUAUCUCAUCUGAUCCAGAGAUCAAUCACCAAGAAACUAUUCUCUUCAAAACCCUCAAAUAUACUACCUUCUUCUUGGUUUCUAACUGAUACUACUGGUAAGUCUUUCUACCAUAGUGGUGUUUCUAAUGGCGCCAAGAUCAAUUCUUUUGAUGAUACUGACAGUUUGAAGAUCUCAAAGAGCUCAUACCAUGUUAGCUCUGGUGGGUUUAUGCGUGGAGUUGUUUUCUGGGAGCCCAAUAAGCCUGUUACCAUUGAAGAGUUUCAAAUGCCUCGUCCUAAAGCUGGAGAAGUACUUAUUAAGACUAAAGCUUGUGGGGUUUGUCACUCUGAUCUUCAUGUCAUUAAGGGUGAAAUUCCAUUUGCUAGUCCUUGUGCUAUUGGUCAUGAGAUCACUGGAGAAGUUGUGGAACAUGGGGAGCUGACAGAUAGAAAAACUAUUGAAAGAUUUCCAGUUGGCUCUCGUGUUGUUGGAGCUUUUAUCAUGCCUUGUGGUAACUGUUUCUACUGUUCUAAGGGCCAUGAUGAUUUAUGUGAGGAUUUUUUUGCUUAUAAUCGAUCAAAAGGAACUCUUUAUGAUGGUGAAACCCGACUAUUCCUCCGUAAUAGUGGAAAGCCGGUUUUCAUGUACAGCAUGGGAGGCCUUGCUGAAUACUGUGUUGUUCCAGCACAUGGAUUAACUAUAUUACCAAAUUCAUUGCCAUACACCGAGUCUGCAAUUUUAGGAUGUGCAGUAUUUACUGCUUAUGGUGCUAUGGCUCAUGCUGCUCAAGUGCGUCCUGGGGAUUCUGUUGCUGUGAUUGGAGUUGGUGGUGUAGGGUCAAGUUGUUUGCAGAUAGCAAGGGCAUUUGGUGCCUCUGAUAUUAUUGCUGUGGAUGUUCAGGAUGAAAAACUUCAGAAAGCUAAAACAUUUGGUGCCACUGCCACUAUAAAUUCAAAGAUAGAAGAUCCUAUUGAAAGGAUAAAGGAAAUAACUGGAGGAAGAGGUGUGGACAUUGCUGUGGAAGCCUUGGGCAAACCACUGACAUUUUCACAGUGCACACAGAGUGUAAGAGAUGGAGGGAAAGCUGUGAUGAUUGGACUUGCACAGGCUGGUGCUAUAGGGGAGAUAGAUAUCAAUCGUUUGGUCCGUCGAAAGGUACAAGUAAUUGGCUCUUAUGGAGGAAGGGCAAGGCAGGAUCUUCCUAAGUUGGUCAAACUUGCAGAAUCAGGUAUAUUCAAUCUUACUGAUGCUGUUACGAGAAAAUAUGGUUUUGAGGAGGCUGGCAAAGCAUUCCAGGAUCUCAACCAGGGAAAAAUUGUCAGUAGAGCUGUUGUUGAGAUAAUGUAGUUGUUUUAUUUCACCAGUGCGCCAGCUGCACACCUAGAAUAGAGGCUUCUCUAUGUUGAGAAGAAUCUGUCUAGCAUAGUAUAUCAUAGUUCUCGACACUUUUUGUCACUGGAAUGCUGUAUUGCUUGAUCUCGUGCUAAAAUCCUCUCUCGGCCACUUGUUCAAUAAAAUCCAUAUUCUGCUCA
Molecule: messenger RNA, 1588 nt
Organism: Populus trichocarpa (black cottonwood)
Lineage: Eukaryota; Viridiplantae; Streptophyta; Magnoliopsida; Malpighiales; Salicaceae
Exons: 8
Coding region: 69-1403 (444 amino acids)
Molecular function (GO): oxidoreductase activity
Source: RefSeq, a predicted model, not a curated record